AGGGUUUCCAGAGAUUCAUAUAGAAUAGCAACAUCAGCAACAAAGUCAAGAUUCAAAAUGCUUGAGGUGAUAAAUCUCCGAGAUGGUGAAAUUCUUCCCCAUCCGCUGUGCUUGCUGAGGGUUGUUGGAGCUCAGGAAGAGUCCACUUGUGCUGCAAUCCACAACCAGAGUGAUGACAGCCGAAAUGGAAAGUUGUGGAAGAUUCACCAGGGGGGAUUCAAUGCUUUAGUUCCACUAGUUGCUGGGAAGAAUGCUCUGCGAAUAAUUUGUGGAACAGAGGAACUGACCAUACAGGUGGAAUAUAAGCCUCAGCAGAUCCCAAGGUUCAUUCGUCUAGUUUAUAUAACCUGCUUAAACGAAGAGAAGUUUCAGGGCCCAAAAGAUAUGGAAAGAUCUCCAAACACAGCUGUACGGAAAAUCAGAACUGGAGCUCUUGUCCUACAGACUUUCAUGGCAGAAACACUGGCAGCAGAGGGUUUAGGUCGACGAACUGUUCGUUAUGAAUUAGAUACAGAAGGAAACCCUAUUGUUCAUGUAAUCCAGCUUCCUUUGACUAUUAAAGAAGCACAUAAAUUUACAGAAGAACGUUUAUGGGAGACAGCAGCUUUGCAGAUAUUGUCAUCUCAUUUAGCAGAUAAAAACUGCAAAUAUGUUGCAUUUUUUGGUGGCACAAGGUACCUCAAUCAAGAUAAGUUAACACCAAAAGAUGAAACAGAAAUAAUGUCCCUUACCAAAGGACAUGUGUCAUUAGGAGGUGGUGGCUUAGCAUUGGUUGGCACAGGAGCCCUUUACACUUGGGCAACAAAUGUAGAAGAUGUGAUUGAUGGAAUGCGAGACCAGACACCCAUUGAUAAGGCUGUCUUAAUGGACUUCAGCGCUGGAAGGGGAACUUGGGGAGCGAAUUAUGGCACUCACUUGGGAUCGGUCCUGCAUGAGCUGGCUCACACCCUAGACCUAGGACACACUCCACAUGGCAUCAUGGCCAGAGGCUUUGAGGAUCUCCAUGUUUUCUUCACCACCACUAAACUAACUUCUGAUUAUCUCCCACAAUCACCCCACCACAGCUCUGUUAUGAGGCAGUCUAUGUCAAGCUCACUGAUCAAGGAAUCUGUGACAUUCACAACUGACUUUGUGCGAAGAAUUCCUCUUGACAAUAUCAACAUGACUGUAGCACCACCUAAGGAGCCCAUAGCCUCAAGUGGAGUCUACAGCCCCCCACGGUUCACGAGGAGAUACCCAUCAAAGACCCUUGACUCCAGCACUGGCUCCACACUCAGUAUUGAGGACUCGCUGUCAUCUUCCCAGACACACAAAAACACUUGUAGCCGUCCUCUGCUAAAUUCCCCCUCACCAAAUCUAACAAACAGCUUAGCUAACAACAAUAAGCUUCAGGAACCUGAUGGAAGUAAAUGCAGGGCUUUUUGGGCAAGGUCGAGUGCUGUUAUCCUUGCAUUCCACAAAUGGCUGAACAUUGUGACAGAUGGGGAAGCUCCAGAGUUGAAAGGAUCUGUUGUAUGCAGUACAGCUGGUAUCCGGGUGGUAGAAUUGCGUGACCUCCACACCAUGGCUUUCCACCACUGGGAAUUUGUUACUCGACCCCCUCCACCAGUUCUGCACUUGCCAUGGGCUCAGGUGGCACACUGGCCUUCAGAUACUCAUAUUGAGGUUGUGGCAGAGGAUAGUCAAGGAAACAUUCUGAAGGGAUGUUUCAUGCCCCGCCCCCUCUGAGGCGAUUUCCUUUUUAGUAGUUAAUUAGCUGAUAGUUGCAAACCUGCAUUUAUCUCUCCUGAAACUGUACUGCAAGAGCAUCAGUUUUGAUGCAGUUUCAGCAUCUGAUUAUUCACAUAUAUCUGUAACUACUUGAUUUAUUUAUUUUGAAUGCAGUUUAUGUGGUGGUGGUCAAAUUGUGCUUAUAAUGUCUCAGAGAGAAUCUCAUCUUGAAAAUACUUAAAAGCUACUAGUUUAGCACUCACAUAGUUAGUUCCUGUCAUGAUACAUGUGGUUGACUGUGAAGUGAGUACUUGCUAAAGGAAAUUAGGAAGUCAGUAAUAAGCUGAUGGAAUGCCUGUAUGCUGCCAUUGCUCCCUGAUUACCAUAGUCCUAACUAAGGUAUGUCAAUUCUGUAUUAUAUCAAUUUUAGUUUGUUACAGAUUUUUUCCUAAGACCUUUCCAGAUGCUUUUCCCUUAUUAUUUUUGUCACUAUAAAAAGAAAGUUGUGUACAGAUUAAUCCAGACUGUGACACAUAUUUUACCAUAGUGGAAAUCUCACGUACUCUAAUUUUUAACUAUUUUUUUUGUCUCAUGGAAAAAGAGGAAAAAGAUUAUAUGAUUUUUAUAUCCAGUGAAUAUUAAUUUUCUUGAAUGUUGAAAGUUAUUCAUUAUUAUAGAGAAUUGUCUGUAAACUAUAGGCAGAUGAAGAUUUUGCUUUCAUUUGCAUAGGAUUAACACAGACUUUACUUAUAUAUAGUUUUUGUAAGUGUUUGAUCUCAUUUAGAUUGUCAGUUGCCUUGUAAAGUUCUGAUAUUGUAUUGUGAAAUAUUUAAUUUAAAAAUCUAAGCAAUUACUGCUUAUUGCUAGACAUAUUAUUAUGGUUUUCCACUGUAGUUUAUAAGAGAGGAAAGUCUGCAAUAAAACAGUUUUAGGUAUUAUAUUUUCUAAAUAGAUAUUUGCUCAAAUAAACAAAGUAGAUGAUUUUUUGCAGUGGGUUAAGGGUAAAUGCAUAGGUUAAUUAUCUCUGGUUCAAAGGAGACUAUAGGAGCUUUGUUUCCCCCAGAAGGGAAUUUUCAUGGGGUAAAGUUUCAGAUGCUUUUUUUUUUUCAAGUACUGGUUAGCAUGUUUUAAGAAAUCAGGAUAUUUACUUCCUCAUUGGAAGAAAUAAGAAAGCUUCCUUUAGCAGGCAAAAAGUGCUUUAAUAUGCAGUGAUUUAUUAUAAGUUAGAGCACUAUUAUUAUUAUUUUAUUUAUUAAGAAUUUGUUCUUAACUGUAUGAUUGUGUACCAGUAUUUGGAAGUGAAUGGCCAUUACAUUAGAUGCCAUCAGAGUCCAGUUUUUAUAACAAGUUAUGGAACUGCAUGUUGGAAAAUUUAAAAUAAUAUCCAUCAUGUAUUACCUGGCACCAUAUUCGUGAUUUUAUGUACAAAGAGUUUUGUGUUUAUUUAAAGUGCUCACAAUGUGUAAUGGACAGAAAGCCUUUAGUUUUCUUCCUGACAUACUUUGCUGCUCUCAUAUGACAUUCAUGUUUGAGAAUUCAACUGAAAGUUGCUCCAAGUAUGAUAUUUUCCAUGUCUCAUUGGAUGAUAAAAGGCUACAUAUCUUACCAUUUACAUGGUGUUCCAGUUAAAUAUUGUUUAUUUAGUAUUGUGGUAUGACUUGUCUUGAUGAAGUGUGGGAAUGGACUUUGUUGCAAAUGGUACUUUUUUAGAUGCUACAUUUAGUGAAAGUAUAUGUUGGCUAUUUAUUUAUCAUCCUAGGUUUAGAGGCUGUAUAUUGCAGCUUUGUUUUCCAAUAUAUCUUUCUUAACAAAAGCAAACAAAGUGCCUAACAGAAAAUAGAUUUUCAUGAUUCAUGAAAAAAUUGAAUUUUAUUUUAAUGUUCACAGCCAUGUUUUACAAGGUACAAAGAUUUUUAGAAGCAUGGAAAGUUAGGAAAAGAGUGAGUUUGUGUGUGUGCGUUCAUGGGUUAAUGUACAUAAGUGCGUGUGCAUGUGUGUUGGUGUAUUUGUGAAUGUUUCACAAGGUACAAAGAUUUUUUAGAAGCAUGAAGAGUUACGAGUGUGUGUGUGUGUGUGUGUGUGUGUGUGUGUGUGUGUGUGUGUGUGUGUGUGUGUGUGUGUGUGUGUGUGUGUGUA
Messenger RNA from Penaeus chinensis, 3846 nucleotides. Its product is annotated as putative zinc metalloproteinase YIL108W. NCBI's taxonomy places the organism in Eukaryota, Metazoa, Arthropoda, Malacostraca, Decapoda, Penaeidae. Bases 58 to 1728 code for a protein of 556 amino acids. The transcript is spliced from 6 exons. The record is from RefSeq and is a predicted model, not a curated record.